AUGCGUACAAGCAUCACAGUCGCAGCCCUCCUGGGCUCGACUUUCCUACUCGUGGCUGCCGCACCACUUCCUCAAGCCAAAACCAACGUCGUGACCCUCGCAAUCUUCAGUCAGGUAUUGACCGACAACCCUGACUUGAUGGGCGACUUCUACAACCAUCCUCACGUCAAGUUCCUGGCUAGCACGUAUCAAGGUGGCAACAUGAAUGAUCAUUUUGGCCGCAUGAUGCUGGAUCCCAGCGUCCAGGAGGUGGUCAAAUCCUUGCAAGCCAAAGCUGCUUCCCUUGUCACUAUUUCCCCUUCCCUUGGUCUCAACCCUUCUCCUGUACUCCAACGCAGAGGUCUAUUUGGAGAGAUUUUGGACAACAUCGCCGACGGCAUUCUCGCCACAAACGGGGGCAAGGUGUACGGAGAACCAUGGGUAGAUUUCGGCCCUGGUCCAUAUGAUUUGGACAGAGUCAUACCAAAAACAUGCCCGCAUGACAACGUCGGCUUCUCGACAUGCUUCGCUAGCUCAAUGAUGGAGCAGUUGUUUGGUUGUUGCAAUGCCCCUCAAAUCGACUCUUACGAUGACUACAUGCCUCCUGGUACCACUACUUGGCUCAGUCGCUUCAUCCCACUAGCUGGACCAAGAGCAGACGGAUCAAAACAAGAAUGGGAACCUAGGUUUGGUCCUAAGCCGAUCCUGCCACCAGAACCCGUUCGUGAAACAAAGACGAUGUUUGUACCUGGCGGAGAGACUAAAAACUUCUUCGACACACCUCGUCCACCUCACGAUGACGAAGACACAUUAGCCUCAUUCACGCACCACGAGUCCGAGGAAGAAGGAAGAUAUUCAGUCACGACAUAUCAACCAGAAGAUGGGGAAGCCUAUUCAAUCACAGCACCAGAGUCGGACUACCAAAUCUGGAAGGAGUCUUCUGAUCCCGAUGUUGAGGGUUGGUCGUCCUACUACUCUGAACCAGACAUGCCACCUGACGUGCCACAAACGCCACAAACACCACCCGGAGCACCCGCGGACUUUGGUACAGUGGCAAACAUGUUCACAACACAGGUCUCACAAGGAGGUGAAACGUUCUCACUCAGAACAUUCACAUCAGAGGGAGGAGGCACAUAUUCAGAACGAGUGGACUGA
This is a messenger RNA of Aureobasidium subglaciale EXF-2481, 1134 nucleotides long. RefSeq lists its product as uncharacterized. The record is from RefSeq and is a predicted model, not a curated record. The transcript is spliced from 2 exons. NCBI's taxonomy places the organism in Eukaryota, Fungi, Ascomycota, Dothideomycetes, Dothideales, Saccotheciaceae. Bases 1 to 1134 code for a protein of 377 amino acids.